Penicillium taxi is the source of this 3228-nucleotide messenger RNA. Its product is annotated as putative ubiquitin C-terminal hydrolase. The record is from RefSeq and is a predicted model, not a curated record. Gene Ontology annotation, molecular function: cysteine-type deubiquitinase activity. The transcript has 3 exons. Gene Ontology annotation, biological process: protein deubiquitination. Gene Ontology annotation, cellular component: cytoplasm. NCBI's taxonomy places the organism in Eukaryota, Fungi, Ascomycota, Eurotiomycetes, Eurotiales, Aspergillaceae. Bases 1 to 3228 code for a protein of 1075 amino acids.
AUGCCCCCCGAUGCAGCGACUCUACCAUCCUUACCAUACAUACCACCGUGGAAGGGGCGUCCUUACUCGGUGGGGGGCAAUAUGCAUUCCCACGGUCAGGCCACCAGGCCGAUCUCAUAUCAUAGUGGCACUUCUUCAGUACCACGACCUAGGUUUCCCAAUAUCAAAGACCUGCAGGACCAAGCAGCGUUGCUGAGCACGAGCGAGAACCUUUCGAUCGAUGUGUUAAUGAGGAUAGCCUAUGAGGCGAUCCAACAAGCGAAAAGACUCGCAGAUGAUGAGGAAUCCGACAGAGCUUAUGUGGAGUAUCUGCGAGCCUCGGAGAUUACCAUAAACCUCAUUCCUCACCAUCCAGAUUACCGGACCAUAACUACCCAGCGCCCCGGAUUUUACAAUGAGUUCGCGACUUUGAUGCGGGUCGUACGAACAAAGCAAGGAACAAUGGACGCAAUCAAGCAGGAGAUUAUCGAGGACAAUUUGAAGACCCAUGUACAACCCACUGGGUCAUUUUCACCAAAACUAUCUAAAUCGCAGCCCGCGUCUACUACGUGGGGACUUGAGAACCGUGACAGAGCAACGAGCGAUGCAAGGAUGCCGAGCCCUACCCAGUUUCAACAGUCAAACUCCAAGCGAUUCUCAAGUCCCGUAGACGACAUUUUGGCACAACGAUUUGCAAGGCUGAAGAUGCAACCCCGCGACCAUGAAUUGCAUAUUCCCUCAGGACCUACGGGGCAAGUAUCAAGCUAUACGUCUAACACUCCACCCAGUAAUUCUGGCCUUUCAUAUGCGCCACCAACCAGGCGGCCCCUGGGCCCUCGCAGCAUGGGUUCCUCAUCACCCGCUCCAAACGUACCACCAAAAUUACCUCUCGCAACAUCUCUUCCCCGUGCUCCCGAUCCCGCCUACAGUCCCAUCUACACCGUUCCAUCGCAACCUCCACCACCGAACCCUCCAAGAACCUCAACCGAAAGCACACGAUCAUGGAGUCGACGCUAUUCCCAGCUUGCCAAUUCUCCGCAUGGAAGCCCUAGCCCUGGCGUUCAUGAUAGUCCGUACAGGUCACAAACACCUAAUGGUGUCUUUGCUGCGCGCAGUAAUUCUCCCGACUUACCAUUCAGUUCAACUGUUUCAGCACCAGACCUCCUUGAUUAUAUGCGAAAAUAUAGCGUACUACUGAUCGAUGUUCGCCCUCGAGAUCAAUAUGACAACGGCCAUAUUUAUGCCAAGUCCAUCAUCUCCAUCGACCCGGUGGCUUUGAAAGAGAAUGUGUCAGCGGAAGAACUUGAGGAGCGCUUGGUUGUGUCCCCAGAAUACGAACAAGCACUAUUCGAACGACGGAAUGAAUUUGAUCUCGUUGUCUAUUAUGAUCAAAGUACGGCGUCGACUAGCUACCUUGCAGGCUCACCGGUUGGAACGUCAGCGCCACAUUUGAGAGCUCUUUACGACACUUUGUAUGAAUUUAACGAAUAUAAACCACUUAAGGCGGGGCGCCCUCCUGCUCUACUCCUCGGUGGUCUGGAUGCUUGGAUUGAUCUCCUUGGCCCACAGUCGCUUGCCACUUCUUCGACUGCGGCUGUCAUGGGGUCACUGCAAAACCGGAAGCCUGUUCCGAAACCAGGUCGCCCCCUGGGUCGAACACCUACCGUGGCCAGCGCCAACUCCAGUCUUGAAGUGCGCAAACGGAGGCUUCGAGGGUUCACGCCUCUCAACAACGAGGAAUUGUCGGCAUGGAUGGAAAAGUCUAAAAAUGAGGAAAUUGACACAAGCACUUACUUAGCAGAGGAUUCGGAAUCGGUGAGCGAGGAACCUGAACAGCUGGAUAAGAACGAACACGCUCCUGCCCCGUUCGUUCACACGUACGAAGAUUUCUUGCGCCGCUUCCCAGAGCCGCAUCAUGUCCAGCAGUCGAUGGUAUAUGCGGAAUCUGGACCUGUUGCACCUCUAGUUCCCAAUUAUGAUGCUCCCGCCAUCCCUGUAGCUCCGUCUCGGCCGCCUCCUGCUAUUUCGCGGCCUAGUUACAGUGGGGUUGCAGAUGGUCGGCAGAUCCAGCCUCAUUUAGAGCGACAGAAUUCGGCCGUUCGAACUGCCUUGUAUACGCCUAGUUCUCUUCUCAGUCGCUUGAAACUUCCGCGCACCGGACUGACCAAUUUUGGUGUUACCUGCUACAUGAAUUCUACACUCCAAUGUCUGAGCGCAACUAUCGUGAUGAGCAAAUUCUUCAUUGACGAUAGAUUUCGCUACUAUGUACAAAAGAACUGGAAGGGGUCGCAGGGUGUGAUGCCUGGCCUUUAUGCGAACCUGAUCCGGUCCCUCUGGAAGAACGACGUGGAAGUGAUCAUGCCAACCUCAUUCCGCAACUUCUGUGGUAGAUUGAACCAAGAAUGGGUCAUCGAUCGACAGCAGGAUGCCAAGGAGUUUUUCGAUUUUGUGGUGGACUGCCUCCAUGAGGACCUGAACAUCAAUUGGCAGCGCAAUCCGCUCCGGCCAUUAACGUUUUCAGAGGAGAUGCAACGGGAGAGAAUGCCCGUACCUAAAGUCUCCAAGAUCGAAUGGGACCGAUACAGCCACCGGGAAGAGUCAUUCAUCUCAUCCCUCUUUGCUGGGCAGCAUGCAAGCCGGCUUCGGUGCACCACUUGUCAAAAGACCUCCACUACGUACGAGGCCUUCUAUAGUAUCAGUGUGGAAAUUCCUGCCACUGGUACUGGAGACAUCUACCAGUGUCUUCGCAGUUAUUGUCAAGAAGAGAUGCUGAGUGGUGAUGAAGUUUGGAAGUGCCCACACUGCAAAUGCAAGCGCAUGGCGACCAAACAAAUCAUUAUGACACGAGCUCCACAAAUUCUGGUGGUCCACUUUAAACGUUUUUCUGCCUCCAAGACACAAAGUGCACGGAAGAUCCACACCCCCAUUGAAUUUCCUCUGCAUGGACUGCGCAUGGAUGAUUUUGUCAUUAACUAUCCCAUCCCGACUACCGAUUCGAAAGCACCACCCGCCACCGGUGCCACGGUCCCCCCAUUCACAUAUGACGCGUUUGCUGUUCUCCGCCAUAUUGGAUCGUCCAUGGGUAGUGGACAUUACAUUUCCCUUGUGCGCGAUGCCGAGCGUCAAUGUUGGCGCAGAUUUGAUGACGAAAGGGCAACCGAUUUCAACCCGCGUGAUCUCAGAGGGCGAGACCGGCUGCAAAACGAGCAGGCGUACAUAGUCUUUUAUGAGCGAGUCCCAGCGAAAUGA